AGAACUUCUCCAUGAAAGACUUAGGGGAUGCUAGUUAUGUCCUUGGCAUAAGAAUCCACCGAGAUAGAUCAAGAAAGUUAAUAGGUCUGAAUCAAAGUACAUAUAUAAAUAAAACCCUUGAUCGAUUUAGCAUGUCUAACUCAAAGAAAGGAUCUUUACCUAUGACACCUGGCACGGUUCUUUCCAAGAGCCAGAGUCCUUCUACUCCCGAGCAGAAGGAACUCAUGAUGAAGGUUCCAUACGCUUCUGCGAUUGGAUCCAUCAUGUACGCCAUGAUAUGUACUAGACCUGAUGUCUCAUUCGCUUUAAGCGUG
Messenger RNA from Cuscuta campestris, 314 nucleotides. The record is from the annotation of a GenBank genome assembly. Lineage: Eukaryota; Viridiplantae; Streptophyta; Magnoliopsida; Solanales; Convolvulaceae.